Messenger RNA from Periophthalmus magnuspinnatus, 379 nucleotides. Its product is annotated as histone H4. The record is from RefSeq and is a predicted model, not a curated record. Gene Ontology annotation, molecular function: protein heterodimerization activity; structural constituent of chromatin; DNA binding. Gene Ontology annotation, cellular component: nucleosome. The transcript has a single exon. NCBI's taxonomy places the organism in Eukaryota, Metazoa, Chordata, Actinopteri, Gobiiformes, Gobiidae. Gene Ontology annotation, biological process: nucleosome assembly. Bases 1 to 312 code for a protein of 103 amino acids.
AUGAGCGGCCGCGGAAAAGGAGGUAAAGGACUCGGGAAAGGAGGCGCCAAGCGUCACCGUAAAGUUCUCCGUGACAACAUCCAGGGCAUCACCAAACCCGCCAUCCGCCGUCUGGCUCGUCGCGGCGGUGUGAAGCGUAUCUCCGGUCUGAUCUACGAGGAGACCCGCGGAGUGCUCAAGGUGUUUCUGGAGAACGUGAUCCGUGACGCAGUGACGUACACCGAGCACGCCAAGAGGAAGACCGUGACCGCCAUGGACGUGGUGUACGCCCUGAAGAGACAGGGCCGCACUCUGUACGGCUUCGGAGGUUAAACACCUGAACCCCAACACAACGGCUCUUUUAAGAGCCACCCACCGGCUCUGAAGCGCAAACUUCAAC